AUGUCGAAAACUGCUGUUGAUGCUAAGCGAUCGCUGGAGGAGGAAUCUGAGAACUUCUCCGAAGCAAAAAGGGCCAGAAAUGAAGAUUCACGCAAAAAAUUAACUGGUGACGGCUUGCGCGAGCGGGAUGUUGGCAUUGUAAGGUUUCUGAGCGAUGAAAUACCUGGGUUCAGUGGCCAAAUUAAACAAAGAUAUACUGACUUUCUGGUACAUGAGAUAAACGAGCAGGGUGAAGUAAUUCAUCUAAAAGAUAAGGGUUUCAAAAUGCCUAAGAAGGAGCGUGCAUCGGCGGAGGAAAACAAAGUUCAGCAGGAAAUUGAAUCGAAAAGACGGCUGGAUUUUACCGUUGACCCUGAAUUGAGGCAGCAGUUAGUUGAUCUGUUGGGUGAAGAAGACGUGAAGAAGAUUGAGGAAGUUUAUCGUACAGCUCAAAAGAUGGAAACGUCUAGAUCGUUUGAUGAGAAAAAUACUAGAACUAGCAUUCACCAGCUACUUCGUGAGGCGUUUGAUAAUGAACUGGAAUCUGUGACCACGGAAGAGAACACCUUCAAAAUUGCCAGAAGCGGCAGACACUCAAGAGUAAACAGACAGACCUUGGUUGAGCGAAGCAAAGAUGCUAAUGGUGUGGAAAAUUGGGGCUACGGCCCAACUAAGAAUUUUCUUCAUUUCACGCUGUACAAGGAAAACAAAGACACCAUGGAUGCUGUCAAUCUAUUGACUAAGUUCUUGCGAGUUCCGUCGCGGGUGGUGAGGUUUGCCGGCACUAAAGAUCGCAGAGGCGUGACUUGUCAAAGGCUCUCGAUAUCCCAUAUUGGCGUAGAUAGAUUGAAUGCUUUGAACAAAACACUCAAGGGCAUGGUAUUGGGUGGCUUUAAAUUCGAGGAUACAAGCCUAAACCUCGGGGACCUAAAAGGAAACGAGUUUGUCAUUGUUAUAAGAGACGCCAAAUUGACUGGAGAGUCUCAGGACACACUCGAACAAAUAGUCGAAAGAGGUUGCGAAUCUUUGACCGAAAAAGGAUUUGUAAAUUAUUUUGGCAUGCAAAGGUUCGGUACCUUCAGUAUUUCUACGCAUACUAUUGGGAAAGAAUUACUAUCGGGCCAUUGGGAAACUGCCGUUGAGUUAAUUCUAUCUGAUCAGGACAACGUUCUGCCGAAAUCGAGGGAGGCACGACAGAUAUGGGCUGAAACGAAAGAUCCGACACAGGCGCUUAAAAAAAUGCCAAGGCAAUGUAUCGCUGAGAACGCAAUACUUCACUCUCUCACUAUGCAGAAGAAAUCAGAGGAUGGAUUCUCUUCUAAUGCUUAUUAUACAGCUGUCAUGAAAAUACCAAGAAAUUUGAGAACGAUGUAUGUGCAUGCCUAUCAAAGUUAUGUGUGGAACACUGUGGCAAGCAAGAGAAUCGAGCUCUACGGUUUACAAGUCACAGAGGGAGACCUGGUCAUCACUGAAGAGCUACCAAGCUUGAAUAAUCAGGAUGACGAUUUUGACGAGGAUUUACGUGAUGCUAAAUUUGUCCGCGCAAGACCAUUGACUGAAGAGGAUGUUAAAUCAGGAAAUUUCAGCAUAGCAGAUGUAGUUCUGCCGACACCUGGUUUUGAUGUUGUAUACCCCGCCAAUAAAGCGCUAUCUGACUAUUAUGUUGAAGUCAUGGCCCGAGAUGAGAUGAAUCCGUUUGAUAUGAAAAGGAAAGUUCGAGAUUUCUCUCUUGCAGGUUCCUAUAGACAUUUAGUUCAAAAACCGACGGAUUUGGAGUAUAAAAUUGUCAAGUAUUCUGAGGAUACCCAGCAGCUUCUCAACACAGAUUUGGAGAUUCUCAAUAACCAGAAAGGAAAAGAAAACGGUCAGAAGUUUAUGAAAGAUAAAUUGGAUAGAUUUGUUCCAGAGAAAGGUGGCAGCAAAAAUGCUGUUAUCUUGAAAUUUCAGCUCGGUGUUUCCGCAUAUGCCACCAUGGCGUUGCGUGAACUCAUGAAAUUGGAGUCUUCCCGUAGGGGAGAUAUGUGCGAUGUUAAAGUUUAG
Messenger RNA from Torulaspora globosa, 2019 nucleotides. It is a transcript of the gene PUS7, whose product is annotated as pseudouridine synthase PUS7. The transcript has a single exon. The record is from RefSeq and is a predicted model, not a curated record. Gene Ontology annotation, biological process: pseudouridine synthesis. Gene Ontology annotation, cellular component: nucleus. The coding region runs from base 1 to 2019 and encodes 672 amino acids. Gene Ontology annotation, molecular function: pseudouridine synthase activity; RNA binding. Lineage: Eukaryota; Fungi; Ascomycota; Saccharomycetes; Saccharomycetales; Saccharomycetaceae.